CUUUAAAAGCAAGGUAUCUGGACUCAGGAGGCUCACAGCACCUUCCCGUCUUUUCUCACCUGGCAGGCAACUCCUCGAAGGAUUACAAAAUGUGUGAUGCCUUUGUGGGAACCUGGAAACUCGUCUCCAGUGAAAACUUUGAUGAUUACAUGAAGGAAGUGGGAGUGGGCUUUGCCACCAGGAAAGUCGCCGGUAUGGCCAAGCCCAACAUGAUCAUCAGUGUAAAUGGGGAUUCAGUCACCAUCCGGUCAGAGAGUACUUUUAAAAACACGGAGAUCUCCUUCAAACUGGGGGUGGAAUUCGAUGAAAUCACCGCAGAUGACAGGAAAGUGAAGAGCAUCAUAACCCUAGAUGGUGGGGCCCUGGUACAGGUGCAGAAGUGGGAUGGAAAGUCGACCACCAUAAAGAGAAAACGAGACGGUGACAAGCUGGUGGUGGAAUGUAUCAUGAAAGGUGUGACUUCUACAAGAGUUUAUGAAAGGGCAUGAGCCAAAGGAAGAGGCCCUGGACUGAAAUUUGCAUCAAACUCUACAAUAGUUGGUUGGAUUUAUUGGGUUUUUUUAAGAUACGAUUUUCCACUAAUUAGCAAGCAACUAAUUUUUUUCUGAAGCUGGAUUUUAUUGGAUAUGGUUAUGUCGGUUAAAUAAAACCUUUUUAGACUUAAAAA
Molecule: messenger RNA, 667 nt
Organism: Grammomys surdaster
Lineage: Eukaryota; Metazoa; Chordata; Mammalia; Rodentia; Muridae
Product: fatty acid-binding protein, adipocyte
Exons: 4
Coding region: 90-488 (132 amino acids)
Biological process (GO): fatty acid transport
Cellular component (GO): cytosol; nucleus
Molecular function (GO): fatty acid binding
Source: RefSeq, a predicted model, not a curated record